Molecule: messenger RNA, 1023 nt
Organism: Parnassius mnemosyne (clouded apollo)
Lineage: Eukaryota; Metazoa; Arthropoda; Insecta; Lepidoptera; Papilionidae
Source: the annotation of a GenBank genome assembly
AUGGCAGAUACAGCAGUAGCUUCCGAAACUCCCGCUCCGGCGACUCCGGCGAAAAAACCGAAGGCCGCCGCUACUGCAGCAGGUGGUGCAAAGAAGCCCAAGGCGAAACCCACUCAUCCGAAGACUUCCGAAAUGGUCACCAGCGCAAUUAAAGAGCUGAAAGAGCGCAGUGGAUCAUCUUUGCAAGCGAUAAAAAAAUAUAUUGCCGCUCAAUAUAAAGUCGACGCUGAAAAACUAGCUCCGUUCAUCAGAAAGUACCUGAAGAGCGCAGUCGAAUCGGGUGCGCUUAUACAGACAAAGGGCAAGGGGGCUUCCGGUUCCUUUAAGCUUGAAUCAAAAUCGUCCGCCUCUAAGAAACCGUCGACGGGUAAGAGCAGCGGUGGCGCAAAGAGCGGCGCGUCCGCCGCUAGCUCGGUGUCGGCGAAGGUGAAGAAGAGCACCGCCGCGGGUAAGGGUAAAAAGGCAGCAUCGGCAGCGACCGCAUCAUCACCGUCUAAGGCAAAACCGUCUGCAGCUACCAAGGACAAGAAGGCGGCCGCCGCGAAAAAGAAGCCGGCAGCCGCAAGAAAAUCCGCAACCGCUGGCCAAAGCGGCGUUUCUAAGGCGAAAGGCGCCGCUUCGAAGGCGAAAAAGAGCGCCAAACCAGCGACAAAGAAACCUAAGGCUCCAAAACCGAAGAAGGCGGCAACACCCAAAUCGAAGCCUUCCGCGGCGGCAUCGAAGAAGGCAGCCGCUUCUAAAAAGCUGCUGCGAAAGGGAAAUUAUGCAGAGCGUGUGGGUGCCGGCGCUCCGGUGUACCUGGCCGCAGUCAUGGAGUACCUCGCCACUGAAGUUCUAGAGUUGGCCGGUAACGCUGCUCGGGACAAUAAGAAGACCAGAAUCAUACCGAGACAUCUUCAGCUUGCCAUCCGCAACGAUGAAGAGUUGAACAAGCUCCUCUCCGGUGUGACGAUCGCCCAGGGCGGUGUACUACCCAACAUUCAGGCGGUCCUUCUUCCCAAGAAGACCGAGAAGAAGGCCUAA